AUGACAUUAGAAGAGGAAAAUCGUACUUUCAAAAGGAUUUUUGUGUGUCUAGCUCCUUGUAUAUCAGGAUUUUUAAAUGGUUGUAGACCAUUUUUUGGUUUAGAUGGUUGUCAUUUGAAAGGUCCAUAUGGAGGAGUAUUGCUAUGUGCAGUUUCUCUUCAUGCAAAUAAUGGAUUAUUUUCCAUAGCAUUUGCUAUAGUGGGGGCAGAGUGUAGAGACUCAUGGAGCUUUUUCUUAAACUGCUUACAUGAUGCACUAGAAGAUGAUCGUUACACAAUAAUGAGUGACAGACAAAAGGGAUUGACACGUGCAGUUUCUGAGUACUUUCCAAAUUCAUGGCAUAGACAUUGUAGUAAGCAUUUGUUGAAUAAUUUCAAAGCAAAAUAUCCAUUAUUGAUCUUACAAGAUCUUUUUUGGAUGGCUGUCAAAGCUCCAAAUGAAUUUCUUUUUAAAAAGGCAAUGGAAAAGAUGAAAACAUUUGAUAAUAAUGCCUACCAAUAUUUGAUGGAUAUCCCAUUACACACUUGGUCUACACAUGCAUUUUACACAAAUCAUAAAAGUCCACAUAUUACUAAUAAUGUGUGUGAAUCGUUUAAUGCUUGGAUAGACAACUUAAGAAGCAUGACUGUGUUGAAAUUAGUGGAUGGGCUAAGAGUCAAAAUCAUGAUGAGAUUCUACACACAGUUUUCUUCUACUGCAUCUUGGUCAUAUAAUGUUGGACCAAGAAUUGCAACUGAAAUAAAUAAAACUACUGAAGAUGCAAGAUAUUGCAAAGUAAAACCUGCUGGUGGACAUCGAUAUGAAGUAUAUGAUGGUUUUACAAGAUUCCCUGUGAAUUUAGUAUUGCAUACAUGUGAAUGCAAAGCAUGGCAAAUAAAUGGGUUGCCAUGCAAACAUAGUGCAGCGGCAAUUAUUUACAUACGGGAAAAAGUGGAGAAUUAUUGUGAUGCAUAUUACCACAAAGAUAAGUACAUCAUAACUUAUUAUGGACUACACAGUCCCUUACCAGAUCUGGAUACUUUGGAUGAUACAAAUGUGCUUCCACCACCAUUGCGUAGACUUCCGGGGAGACCAAGAAAAAGUAGGAUAAGGGAAAAAGAUGAAGAUGCACCAUCAAAUGCAAGGAGAAUUUCAACAGUUAGAUGCUCUAAUUGUAAAGAUUUAGGACACAAUAGAAAAGGCUGUCAAAGGGCUCCAGUAAGAGCCAAGAAAGCAAGACAGGAAAUUUCAGCAAGUGAAUCACAAACUUCAAUGAUAAAACAAACUCAACAACAUGCUUCAGCACAGGCCAAAGCAAAGUCACAACUACAAGCCAAACAAAUAAAAAGGGAUAUUAGGAAAGAUAAAAUUCUUAGAAAGCAUUCUUCAAAUUUGACGAUUCAAUGA
Messenger RNA from Arachis duranensis, 1386 nucleotides. RefSeq lists its product as uncharacterized. The transcript has 4 exons. Gene Ontology annotation, molecular function: zinc ion binding. NCBI's taxonomy places the organism in Eukaryota, Viridiplantae, Streptophyta, Magnoliopsida, Fabales, Fabaceae. The coding region runs from base 1 to 1386 and encodes 461 amino acids. The record is from RefSeq and is a predicted model, not a curated record.